Olea europaea var. sylvestris is the source of this 2198-nucleotide messenger RNA. Its product is annotated as casein kinase 1-like protein 2. The record is from RefSeq and is a predicted model, not a curated record. Gene Ontology annotation, biological process: peptidyl-serine phosphorylation; endocytosis; signal transduction. Bases 250 to 1680 code for a protein of 476 amino acids. Lineage: Eukaryota; Viridiplantae; Streptophyta; Magnoliopsida; Lamiales; Oleaceae. The transcript has 14 exons. Gene Ontology annotation, molecular function: ATP binding; protein serine/threonine kinase activity. Gene Ontology annotation, cellular component: cytoplasm; nucleus.
GCGCAUAGAUGUAGUUGUUCCGUAUAUAUUUGUAGAGAGAGAAACUCGGUGGAAACUCUUCUUUCUCCCUCUUCUCAUCCGUUCUGUACCUAACCCUAGUAAUUGUUUUCAAGAGAGAAAAUUGAUCGCUCAUUAAUUACUAGUUAAUGGGAACAAUAUGAAACCCUAGAUCUUUAUGUUUUUCUCUCGGGUUUGUAAUCGGUGAAUUUUGUGAUUGUGACUGAAGUAAGAGAGCUAGGGGUUUUAUCAAUGGAGCCGCGAGUGGGGAAUAAGUAUCGACUCGGUCGGAAAAUCGGCAGUGGAUCUUUUGGAGAGAUCUAUCUCGGGACCAAUAUACAGACAAAUGAAGAAGUGGCAAUUAAGCUCGAAAAUGUCAAGACAAAACAUCCUCAGUUACUGUACGAGUCAAAGUUAUACAGGAUUCUGCAGGGUGGAACUGGAAUACCAAAUGUAAGAUGGUUUGGUGUGGAGGGAGACUACAAUGUUCUAGUAAUGGAUUUGCUUGGGCCCAGUCUAGAAGAUCUAUUCAAUUUUUGCAGUAGGAAACUUUCUUUGAAGACAGUUCUCAUGCUUGCAGAUCAAAUGAUCAAUCGUGUUGAAUUUGUUCAUUCUAAAUCAUUUUUACAUCGAGACAUCAAGCCAGACAAUUUUCUCAUGGGCUUGGGACGGCGUGCAAAUCAGGUCUACAUCAUUGACUUUGGUCUGGCCAAGAAGUAUAGAGACACAUCAACUCACCAACACAUUUCUUACAGGGAGAACAAAAACUUGACUGGAACGGCACGAUAUGCAAGCAUGAAUACCCACCUGGGUAUAGAACAAAGCAGAAGAGAUGAUAUGGAAUCUCUUGGAUAUGUCCUGAUGUACUUCUUAAGAGGAAGCCUUCCUUGGCAAGGAUUGAAAGCAGGAACCAAGAAACAGAAGUAUGAGAAGAUAAGUGAGAAAAAGGUUUCAACUUCCAUUGAGGCUUUGUGCCGGGGUUAUCCAACAGAGUUUGCAUCAUAUUUCCAUUACUGUCGAUCACUACGUUUUGAGGAUAAACCAGAUUAUGCUUAUCUGAAGAGAUUAUUCCGUGACCUCUUCAUUCGCGAAGGUUUCCAAUUUGAUUAUGUUUUUGAUUGGACUAUUUUGAAGUAUCAACAAUCACAGAUGGGUGCUCCUCCUUCCAGAACUCUUGGCCAAACUCUUGGUACAAGCUCAGGAUUGCCCCCUGCAAUCCCCAAUGCUGAACGACAGCCUGGCGAGGAAGAGGGGAGGCAAGGUGGUGCUUCGUCUGCAGAUCCUUCUCGAAGGAGAAAUUCUGGACAACUUAUAAAUGCUGGAAGUUUGUCCAAGCAGAAGAGUCCCGUUGCACAUGAUUCAACAAGCAAAGAUGCUGUGAUGUCGGGCUCCACAUUUUUGGGAAGGUCUAGUGGAUCAUUGAGGCGAGGUGCAGUUUCUGGAAGCCGCGACACUUUUACCAUGGGAAAUGAGUCUGAUCCCACCCGUUCUCGCACCCCUGAGGCUAGUCCAGGGACUAUGCACAAAAUAUCAAGUGGGCAAAGAAGUUCACCACUCGGUGGAUCCUCUGACCCAAAGCAUGCCUCUUCUGGCAGGAACAAUUCUAGCACAAGGAACUAUGAGUCCACAAUAAAGGGUAUUGAGAAUCUGAAUUUCGAUGAUGAAGAGAGGGUACAUUAUUGAAUGCACGCAUUGUCACGUUCUUGUUUAUCAUCAGUUUGUGUUAUAGAUGGAGGUAGGAUUAAGAAUGUUGAAGAUGCUUUUGGGGGAAGAUUUGAUUUGGAAAAUCAAGGAAAUGGGGGUUGGUAUUCAUGUUCGCGAAGAUCUGUAGCCAAUAAAUAGACAAAGCAGAUUAUGAAACUGAACGUGCACUGAUCUGUGGCGGCGUGGGUCUUUAAUUCCAUGUGGCCUUCUAUUCCUACCUCUCAAACCUUAUUUCUUCCCGAUGCCGGGUAUUUUCUGGAACUGUAAAUUUGCCAUUGUAACGCUAGCUUUCAACAAAAUCUAUGCGGUUGGUUUUUAAGUAUUCAAGUAGCUGGAUGGGCUUUUGCCACUGCUUUUGUUUGUUUGAUUGUGGUUGAGAACCACGUAUGGGUGUGAAAUCCUUGGCUCUGUAUCAUUGAUGUGAUACUCCUUAAUUUCUUGGAAUUUAUUUUCAACAGCUUUCACGCAAAAUGAAUUUUGACCAACAAUUUACUCUA